This is a messenger RNA of Oncorhynchus masou masou (cherry salmon), 1970 nucleotides long. Its product is annotated as T-cell leukemia homeobox protein 1-like. Gene Ontology annotation, cellular component: nucleus. Gene Ontology annotation, biological process: regulation of transcription by RNA polymerase II; animal organ development. Gene Ontology annotation, molecular function: RNA polymerase II cis-regulatory region sequence-specific DNA binding; DNA-binding transcription factor activity, RNA polymerase II-specific. The transcript is spliced from 5 exons. The coding region runs from base 456 to 1655 and encodes 399 amino acids. NCBI's taxonomy places the organism in Eukaryota, Metazoa, Chordata, Actinopteri, Salmoniformes, Salmonidae. The record is from RefSeq and is a predicted model, not a curated record.
CUUUGUAGAUGUUGCAAUAUCAAUGCCAGAGAAAAGAGCCGGUAUCCGCUUCACAGAGGAACUUGGGAACUCCUCAAAUUGAAGAUUUGGCUGUAAGUAGUCUGGCUAACUAUUUUUUUCAUUACCAAUAGGCUACUCAUCUCUUUCGAUUAAUGUGCAAGUAAAUAUGUUAAAGAUCAUGCUACAAGGUGAUGGAUAUGCAUUUUAAGACUCCCCCAGAACCUAUCCCGAUGGAUUAUUAACAGUGCAUUUUAGUACACUCCAGUUCUAUGUCUUCCGGACAGAUAAUGGAAACGCUUCGAACGGUGUUGGUCGCGCACUGCUCAAGGAAGUAUCUUUAGGCUAAAAGAUCUGAACACAGACGGGGGGCAUCAUUUCAGCAUCCGAUACUGCGACAAUAAGGGAAACAAAUAGCAUACUUUUCAUCAACAUAUGAGACGUUUUGAGACGCUAAUAUGAAUACAACAAUGGAGCACACUGGAAUUGAAGAGGUAAACCAGACACACCAGCAGCACGAGCCCAUCAGCUUUGGAAUAGACCAGAUUCUGAACAGCACGGACCAGUCCAGCAGCUGCAUGCUGCCCAACCGAACCAGCGACACGGAUUACACGCUUGCCCCAAACGUUUACACCAAUGGCUAUAACAGCGUCUAUAACCCGGCCUGCUCUAUGGCGGCUGGACUCGCAGGUUCCUAUAACGUGAACAUGAACAUGAAUGUCAGCAUGAACAUGAACGUUAACGUGAAUGGUGGGAACGCCGGUGGUGUUAUCAGGGUGCCAGCUCACAGACCCAUGCCACCGAAUCCACAUCAGCCCCCGCCUACCCAUCCACCUGGCUUCGCGGGUGGCAUCACCUCAGUGACUUCAAUGCCAAGUAUGGGAAAUGCAGCAAACUUUACCUUCCCGUGGAUGGAGAGCAGUCGAAGGUUCGCAAAGGACAGACUCACUGCGGAGCAGGCAGAGGACAGACAAGCAGGAGACCCCAGUGGGAGGCCAGGAGCCCCCCCGGCCCUGCCAGGCCUCUGCCCUCUCCCCAAGGGGGACAUCGGCAGGGUCCCUACCUGGAGCUCUAUGGAGACAUUAGCCAAACACUAUUACCCCGAACUCGCUCACCUGCGAGACACCGGCCCAUUUGCAGACUAUCCCUUUCGAAAGGGUACUUGUCCAGCAGCCCUUUCUCCCUUCUCGGUGACCCGGCGCAUCGGCCACCCCUAUCAGAACCGGACGCCACCCAAAAGAAAAAAGCCCCGCACCUCAUUCAGCCGUGUGCAGAUCUGCGAACUUGAGAAACGCUUUCACCGACAGAAAUACCUGGCAUCGGCAGAGCGCGCCACCCUGGCCAAGGCCCUGAAGAUGACAGACGCACAGGUCAAAACUUGGUUCCAGAACAGGAGGACAAAAUGGCGGAGACAGACAGCUGAGGAGCGCGAAGCAGAGAGACAGCAGGCCAACCGUCUGAUGCUGCAGCUCCAACAGGAGGCCUUUCAGAAGACCCUGAGCCAGCCCCUGCAGCAGGACCCCUUGUGCCUGCACAACUCCUCCUUGUACGCCCUACAGAACCUACAGCCCUGGGCGGAGGACAACAAGAUCAUAUGUGGACUUCUUGGCGUGGACAGACAUACAUUUAGUUCCACUGAAAUGGACAAUGAUCAAUGAGUCUUCUAAGUUUUUUCAGACCUGAUUCUGUCAAGUAAUUUUCCUACCUUACACUAGAUUUUCACUCUCCCUUCAGCUGUCGGUCUAAACAGAGGACGGAGCUAAAUCCUACCUGAAAUCUAACGGACACAUCAGUAGAUGCCUACCAUCAAGACUGUCCUGUUGCCAACAGGGAAGCACUGACUCUCAGCCAUAUGGCAACAAAACUGGAUCUGAUUCCUUUAACUGGAUCGGAUUCCUCUAACUGGAUCUGAUUCCUUUGCGUUUGGCUUUGUACAAUGUAGUAAUGCAUGUUUCCGAUAUUUCUGUGUGCAC